GUUAUCAUAUUCAAAAUUCCAUUUUCUAUUUAAGAGAUGAUCUAUCAUAGUUCAUAGUGUAUGGUCAAGCACUAAGGCGCCAAUACUCGGUGUACAUGCCGAUCACGUACACGAUCCGACAUCCGACGCCCUCUCUUCAUGCUCUCCACUACGCACCACCGUCCACCCCAAAUGGUCAAAUCGCCAUUUCUUUUAAGCCCACGAUCUGUGCUAUCUUCACUUGAACAAGCUCACCGCCAAAACGAGGUUUUCCAUACUCCCAACUCUCGUAGCCGUACACACGUUGUAUCGCACGACGCCGCCUGCCAUGCAGUCCGGCGAGCCGGCGCCCGAGCCCGCCGCCUCGAGCGAAGCAGCAGCACCGGCGGCGGUGGUGGCGCCAGAGCCUGCCCUUGUCAGCGAAGAGGCAGCCGAACCAGCUGCCCUCGUGAGCGAAGCGGUGGAAGCGGAGGUGCCAAAGGUUCAGGAAGCAGAGGCCUCCACGGCGCCGGUGGAUGGCGAUGGCAGCAAGAGCAAGAGCCCGAGACCAGCGUCGCCGUCGACGGUGAAGGAGCGGCAGAUCCCCGUGGACCCCGCGUCGCUGCGCCGCCUGGGCAUGGUGGCGGACGAGGACUCGCCGCUCUCGGCGCCGUCCGUACUCACGGAGGUGGUGGCGCGGUCGUCCCCGCUCCUGCCGCCGCUCCGCCGCCCCACGUUCGUCGGCGCCAGCCUGCCGUGCUCCGCCGCCUCCUCCCCGGUGCACGGCGCCGGCCCGGGCAUCGGCGCGAAGUGGGAGGAGCAGGACCAGCCGGCCGCCACCCACAGCCCGACCUCCGCGCUGCGCUCCCUCGCCCGGCAGCACUCCGCCGCGCUCGCCAGGCUCGUCGCCGCGCCGCCGUCCGCGCUGUCGAGGUCCGUGUCGCGCGCCGAGGGGAGGACCAUGGCCCCGCACGACGACGAGGAGCCCGACGGAGAUCCCAAGCUGCUCGGGGCCGAGGAUGGCUUCACGUGCGGCGCGCUGUGCAUGUUCAUCCCGGGCUUCUCCAGGAAGAAGCCCGCCGCCUUCGCCGCCGCUGGCACGGCCGUGUCGAGCAUGCAGAGGCAGGCGUCGGGGCUGAGGCCGCGGCGCAGCAGCGCGUCGCGCGUGGCGUCGCUGGAGCGGUUCGAGUGCGGGUCGUGGAGCCCCCCUCCGCCGCCGCCGCCGGCGCCCAUGGCCGCGCCGCAUGACGCGGCCGACUGCCUCGCGAUGGAGGUGGCCAAGACCAGCUGCGCCGCGGACGACGCGGAGGCGCCGGUCAAGAUGGCGUUCAUGUUCGACGGCGAGCCGCCCGCGUCGGCGACGAGGGGGAUACUGAAGAACUCUUCGUCGUUGCGGCUGGACUCGGCCCGGCCGUCGACGUCGUCGCAGCGGCACGUGAGGUUCUCGACGGCGGUGGCGGCGGACGCGUCGGCGUCAUGCCCGACGUCGCCGUGCAUCACGCCGCGCCUGGCGAGGGCCAGGGCGGAGUUCAACGCCUUCUUGGAGGCGCAGAGCGCGUAGCUGGAAGGCGUGCAGUCGAGUGUUUCCUCUAUGAUGAUGAGCACUGAUAUUCUCUUGCG
This is a messenger RNA of Setaria italica (foxtail millet), 1578 nucleotides long. Its product is annotated as actin cytoskeleton-regulatory complex protein pan-1. Lineage: Eukaryota; Viridiplantae; Streptophyta; Magnoliopsida; Poales; Poaceae. The transcript has a single exon. Gene Ontology annotation, biological process: response to photooxidative stress; photosystem I assembly. Bases 308 to 1519 code for a protein of 403 amino acids. The record is from RefSeq and is a predicted model, not a curated record. Gene Ontology annotation, cellular component: chloroplast thylakoid membrane.